Molecule: messenger RNA, 5652 nt
Organism: Danio rerio (zebrafish)
Lineage: Eukaryota; Metazoa; Chordata; Actinopteri; Cypriniformes; Danionidae
Source: RefSeq, a predicted model, not a curated record
GAUUAAAGUUCGAAAAUGCGAAGCGUCAAGUGAAGAAUAUAGGUUCAGUCACUAAUCAACUAGGCAUAGCAUAAACAAACUGACAAAACCAACAACCAUCGAUCUCAGUUCUCAAUGUUUUUUUCUUAAAACCUACAUCUGUGCUUAGUAAAAAAUGAAAAAGUAAGAAAAAGCAAACAAAAAUUGCACAUUUCGAACACACAUUAAGUUAAUCUCGUCAUCAACAAUCAAGUAUUUUGCUGGAUAUCCAUCAAACUAACUUCAAGAAUCUCCUACAGUCAAAUAAAGCAAACUAAGCAGCGCCAUCUACAGAAAUACCUAAAAUACAGCAGCCUAAACUGAAUGUUUAAGGCAAUCUUUUCACAAUAACAUCCGACAGGUCAGCAAACUACGUAGCACUGUUUUAUAGUAUCAAAAGCGGCGGUAAUGCAAUAAAGUCUCUAUUGUCAGAUAGUUGUCAAAUGCUCAAUCAAAUCUUAAGCAAAAAUUGAGAUUAGACUAUAUAUUUAUAUGUUUAUUUCUACGCGCGUUUAAUUACACUCUGUAGUAGGCUAUUUUAACAUUUUUGUAUUUCCUAAAACAGCAUAUAACCUUUUCAGAAAAAUAAAUGACGAAGGCCAAUAGACUGACAGUUUAAUAAUAACUAUUUUACGCGUUAUAAUUAAUUACAACCCAUAUUCGGAGGGAAAUCAACAUAAAAACAUCCGACAUCAAUACCUAUAAACGAAAAAAAAAACACACAGAAUAAAAACAAACAAUAAUACGAAGACUAAAUAAUUUCUUGCAUUUAACAAGCCUCGAUUUGACAACGUUGUAGGCUACUACUAAUUAACGACACAAAAUGCAUUUAGUUUUUACGUUUAUGAUUCAAACAUGAUUCAUUUAUGUAGUUUGACAACAUACAGUUUAGAAAUACCACGAUGGCUGGCCGUUGGUGGUACCGCUUCCUUUCCACUUGUCUUUUAAUUUCCUCGAUUUUUUAACCCAUCUCUCCUCAUUUCCCUGUUUGCAUCCCUCCCCUUCCGAAGUGUCAGAUGAAGAGACCUCCUCAUUUGGUGCUCCAGCUUUUUGCGUUGGCGAAUCACAAAGUGUUGGAAUCUAUUGCCUUUGUCUGACAUGUCAUCCAUCUCUAUGCGAGGGGGGAUCUGGGAAGGAGGGGGGCGGUGGACUGCAGCUUUUAGAAACAGACACACUGAGAAGAGGGGUUUCAGUCUCAGCCCAAAGCUUCUAACAGGCACAUCCCAUUCUUGAAGAGAGGGGGACUGAGAGACACUCGCCGUGUCCAUGUUUUUUCCUGUCAUUCCCGCACGAAUCUGACUGUACCCCUCAGACUGUUCAGACCAGAAACGCUUCUCCACAUCGAGGAAUUUACACUGCAGUUUCACCAGAGGACACUGGAGCAGACGCAACCACUAAUGCUUGCGGUCCCUUAAAUAUGUAGCUAACAAAUUUUUACUCAACGACUGAUUACGCUAACGUUCCUGCGUGAAAGAUUUUUGAGAGACCAGUGCAGGACAUGAUCUGCACCUGACCAGCCUCGUGUCUUCGUUGAAUGGACUGAUCAGCACGAGAUAAAGUUCGUCGCGCGUUGAACAACUUCUUCUGUACACUGGCAUUGGAAGCACCGGGCUUUGAACGGAUAGCGAUCUUUAUUAAUUUCAAUUAUAGCUACAUAAUCAAGGCGAGACGGCGACCUCAGUCGAUUAUCUUUCCUUCCUUUGCUAUCCCAUGGAUAUUCACUGCAAAGCAGACCCCUUCUCGGCGAUGCACCUAUCCCAUAUAGGGCACGGCGGUGUGAACCAGCUAGGAGGGGUGUUUGUGAAUGGCAGACCCCUACCUGACGUGGUCAGGCAAAGAAUCGUGGAGCUCGCACACCAAGGAGUCAGACCUUGUGACAUUUCAAGACAACUACGGGUCAGCCAUGGCUGUGUCAGCAAAAUUCUCGGAAGCUAUCAAAAGGAUCUUAUAAGAUAUUAUGAAACCGGCAGUAUUAAACCUGGAGUUAUUGGGGGGUCCAAACCAAAAGUGGCGACGCCCAAAGUUGUGGAAAAAAUCGCAGAAUACAAGCGGCAAAAUCCUACAAUGUUCGCCUGGGAGAUCAGAGACCGACUCUUGGCCGAAGGCGUUUGUGACAACGACACAGUACCAAGUGUUUCAUCUAUAAACAGGAUAAUUCGAACCAAAGUUCAGCAGCCUUUCCACCCAUCCUCCGACGGCACAGGAACACCUCUUUCCACAGCGGGACACACUAUAGGUGAUCUUGAGAGCACUCCAUAUACGUUAACCUAUUCCUGUGCUCUUUCAGUGCCCAGCACAGCCUCCCCACCUGUGUCAAGCGCUUCCAAUGACCCCGUGGGGUCCUACUCUAUUAAUGGCAUCCUAGGAAUCCCUCGCUCCAACGGCGAAAAGAGAAAACGUGAUGAUGUUCUCUGGAGUGGCAACCACUUGGAUGGGAGGAAAAUAGGAUAUUAUGGUUCAGAUGGCUCUGGCCCUAACAGUGAUUCUCAGGGUAGUGUGGAGAGUUUACGGAAGCACCUGAGGGCUGAUGCCUUCACUCAACAGCAGCUGGAGGCUCUGGAUCGGGUGUUUGAGCGGCCGUCAUACCCCGACGUCUUCCCCACGUCAGAACACAUCAAGCCAGAGCAGGCUAAUGAGUACUCGCUACCAGCACUGAACCCUGGACUGGACGAAGUCAAGCCCAGUCUGUCAACCAGCGUCAGCUCAGAUUUGGGCUCCAGCGUGUCACAGAGCUACCCAGUAGUGACAGAGUCACAUUCAUCCUCCAUGUGCGUUAAGCAGGAGCCGCAUGAGGCUUCCCUGGCUCCUUUCACCCCUUCCUCACUGGCAGUGUCGGGCCUUGCAGAACUGUUGCCCCUCCAGCCCAGCGUGUCAGUAGACGCCUCCACCCCCUGCUACGGUGCCUAUGCCCAUCAUGCGCCCAGCUACUGCCAGUAUACAAGCCAGCAUAUUAUAGCAGGUCGAGAGAUGGCGAGCACGACCCUACCAGGAUAUCCACCUCACGUUCCCCCUACUGGGCAGGGCAGCUACCCCACCUCUACACUUGCUGGAAUGGUCCCUGGAAGCGACUUUUCAGGAAAUCCCUACUCUCACCCGCAGUACACAACUUACAAUGAAGCUUGGCGGUUCAGCAACCCCGCGUUAUUAAGUUCCCCUUAUUAUUAUAGUGCCGCAUCCCGGGGCUCCGGGCCUCCCACUGCUGCCACUGCCUAUGACCGCCACUAGUUACCAUCGCAGCCCAGUCAAACUGCAGGACCACGGCCGCGGCCUCCAUAUCGUACCCGUCUGAAUGGUCAGAGGGAUUGAAGAUGGAUACGCCAUCUUCACUUUCAUGGAGCCGAAAUCCAAUUCGGAGGGUCAAGCAACAGCGGACAUCCACUACAUUCCCCCCCUUUGGCACCAUCACUGAACUAUUUCCUGAAAAACUUUGAAAGAUUCUACGAAAAUAUAUAUAUUAUACGAGAUAUAAAACAAGACGAACCAUGUGAAGAACUACGAAGUAACAAUUGAUGUGCUGUUGUUUUUUUUUUUUUUUCUCGUCUUUUUUUUCCCCAUUUUCUCUCAAUCAAUCAAAUACAUUCCUUUACAUACUGUAUUUAGCAUCGCUAACACACACACACACACACACACACAACACACACGCAAGGUUGCCUGAGGCCUUUACAUCAUUUCACUAGUGUCUUACCUCUCACGGACGUGUCAGAAAACUGCAGUAUUGCUCCAUUUUCUGUCAAACAGACAAGUGUAACUGUUUUAGAAGCCAUCUCUCUGACUCGUGGUAUGAAGCUACCAACAUUUUCUGUGAUACACAAUCAAAAACGGGGGAAGAACAAAAAAAAAGAAGAAGAUUAAAACAGGUCAGUUGAUGUAUGUGACCUGAAAAGUAAACCGUAUAUUAAAUUAUUGUUUUGGUUUCGCUGAUGGUUUGUGUUCGUGUGUGCAUUUGUGUGUCAUACAUUUUCGGGAUACUCAUUAUCAGUGCCGCUCUUUUCUUGUUUGCACUAUUUUGCAUUACUGGAUUUAUAAAUACAACUGAAUUACGACUUUUGUCAGAUGUUAUAUUUAAGCAAAAAGGAAUCGAGAAAGCAACGUUGAACAAAAAAUACACUUGCUGUAUGUUAGGAACUAGCCUUUAUCUGUCAUUCAGUAAAGCGUUUUUGUAACUGAGACCGAACGACUGGCUCAGUACCAAAGUAAUCAUUAGCAGUCAGUUUUACAAGUUCAACAAAUGCCUUACAGCUUUUUUUAUUAUUAUUUAAUUUUUUAUGGUUUGGCUUUGGUCCUGAGAGGUAGACAUGCAUGUAACCCUUCUGUGUGCUGGAACAAAACGCGAGGAUAGUAAUGGAAACGGUUCAUACAUACGCUCCUGGAAAUGUAAAGUGAAUGUACUUUAUACCACGUUUGCCAAAGACUUAGUUUGAUAUUUAAUAUUUUAUUUGCUGUAUCUGUCAAUAAAACAGUAUUAUGUUUUAAUAGUAGUCAAUACUGAUUGUAUGUGGUAAUGUUGAAGAAAAAGGAAAACAAUCCAUCUCCCCCUCCCUCCCAAGACACAGCGAUGUACACACAUUAAAAAAGGUGAAUUCUGUUACUCAAAGGUAUGUCAUUUGCAACAAACUGCUGCUUUGUAGAAUGAUUUUGUGUAUAAUGUGAAAACAAUUCUUCGAUGUAUAUAAGAUCACCUACAUUUCACCAUUGCAGUAUCGUACUAAUUUACUGAUUCCAUUUGUAGAUAUGAGAAUUGAAAGAAGAAGAAAAAAAAAGAUCGACAUUACAUUUGUGUCUUUAAUGUGUUGUGCUUUUGCAGAGACGCACAACUAAAAGUUUGGAACCGCCGUGGUUCGGUGGGUUUCAGAUGCUGUCACCACAUGUGCGGCUGUUUGUAUGUUUUGUUUUGGUUCACUUUUACUUGUUCAUACUGUUUAAGUCUCUAUGCAAAUCAAGUAAAAUGGUAUUCUGUAUUCUCCUUUAUUACUGCGUUCAGUUUUACCCUUCAUUUUAAAUCAUGCCUAAAUCCUGUACAGAGGAUAAUCCUGUAGACGCAAACAAAUACAUUUCACAUGCCUGGGUUUGUGGAUUGUUUUUGUACUUUGGCCCUAAAGAGUUGAACACAACAGUUAAGAUUUUUUUUUUUCAAAUGUUAAGUUAAAGUUACUGCAGAUGACACAAAAUGUAUGGCAUGCAAAGGAAAAAAAAAUGACAACAGGUAAUAUAACUAUACUUAAAUUUACUGUACACACAGUACAACCACUAGUUCUAACUCACACAAAACAAAAAUAUAUACAUAUAUAUUUAUUAUUUGGAUACUUUUAAUUUUAUUUCUAUAUCCAAGUUAAACUUUUGGAAGGAAGAUUCUAACCCUGCACUCACCGCAAUCCAGAUAUGCCUAUCGAAACAUUUACUAGACAGUUUUCUCCCUAAACAAGUCAACAGCAGCAGAGGUUAAAGCAGAGGCUUCUUUCAUUAAAAUAUUGCAAAAUAUGUAUAACAAUAAUAUACAGUAUCUGUUAAGAUCAUAAAACUAACCCAUGAUGAACAAAUGUAACAAAAAGCAACAUGGCCUCAGCCAACACUAUCCCACUUCUGUCCAGUUCUCUCUCUCUUUGUGCAUAUCAGAAAUAAAUUUUUUCUAUGUCA